Symbiodinium sp. CCMP2592 is the source of this 2442-nucleotide messenger RNA. The record is from the annotation of a GenBank genome assembly. Lineage: Eukaryota; Dinophyceae; Suessiales; Symbiodiniaceae.
AUGCUGGCAGCUUGGCCACGCUGCUCUGUGGCCGCUCACGGAGAAAGCCUUGCUGGUCCACGUAAGAAGGUGCCCGCGCCAGACUCUGGCCCCGGACCGUCUGCAGCCGCAUGUACUUGUGUGGGCACGGUGGGGCUGGCUGUCCUGCGAGUGCUGCGGGUCCUGCGGCUGCCCGGCGCUCGCAGCCGCCUUCGCAACGAUUGCUUCCGCGUCCUCUGCGCACAAUCGGCAGCAUCGCAGGUGGACAUGUCUGCCGUCGCACAAAAUUUCUUCGAUGUUCCAUCAUUAAGGCCGGAGCAACGUGAGGUCGUCGAGGCGGCCGUCCAAGGGAAGGACACCUGCGUCUUCUGGUCGACGGGUACUGGCAAGUCGCUGUGCUUUCAGCUGGUUCCCAUCAUCACUCAGCGGACUGUGUUCGUGGUGAGCCCUCUGAUCGCCUUGAUGAAGGACCAGGUGCAGCGCUUCAACGAGCUCGCAGAGCAGAAAGGCGAGAGCUACCGUGCCUGCUUCCUCGGGUCAGGCCACGAAGACGUGGAGACACGACGGACCGUCGAGGCUGAUGCGCUGGAAGGAAAGUACAGCCUCGUUUACCUGACCCCGGAGAAGCUGGUGAGAUCGCUGUUUAACUUGAGGAGCAUGCACGAGCAGAGAAAACUUGGUUUGCUCGCAGUUGAUGAGGCGCACUGCAUUCUCGAGUGGGGCGGCGACUUCAGGCCAGAGUACAGAGAUCUUGAAUACUUCCGAGAAGAUUAUCCAGAUGUUCCGAUCAUGGCGCUGACUGCAUUGGGGACGCCAGCUGUCGAGGCUGACGUCAAGCAAUUUCUGCGCUUGCGAUCUGCCCAGGUUUCGAAGGGAACAUCAUUUAGACCCAACCUCCACCUGAAGCGCACGGUUUCCGUUUCCUUCUCCCAUGACCUCCAGCAAAUCGCAGAGGACAUCAAGAGUGCGAGUGGACGCACGAUCAUCUACGUGCACAAACGGGAUGAUGUCGACAAGGUGAGCAAGCAACUCAAGGAAUUGCUGCCCUCAUUGGGCGAGCCAGGGUUGCCUGUGACAGUCGGGUCCUACCAUGCCAGAAUCCAGCAGCGUCAACGCGACAAAGCCCAUCUCGAGUUCUCCAGCAUGGGAGGAGAUCGGGUGAUGGUCGCCACGGUGGCGUACGGCAUGGGUGUACACUUCCCGGAUGUCCGGCGGGUGUACCAUCUGGGCUCGCCGUGGACCGUAGAGAGCUAUCUGCAACAGAUUGGUCGAGCCGGUCGAGACGGGGAGCCGGCAAAGUGUGAAGUCAUCUCUGCAAGCCGGGACUUUGCCAGAGCCGUGUACGCACAGUCCUCUGACAGCGAGGAAUGGAAGAAGAAGUCCAUGGAGCAGAUGCGACAUCUACUGCAUGGACGCAGCUGCCGCUGGUUUGAACUGCUGCGCUACCUGGGCGAGGAGCCAGAGUUCGGCUCGCAUUGUGGCGUGUGUGACAUCUGUUUAGCUGCAGAAGGUGCAAAGGAUGCAAGCGAACGAGACCUCGCCAAAGAAGCGAUCGAGAUCCUUCAGCUUCUGAAGGAUUGUGCAAACAUUGGCUUUGAUCCGACUCUAAGCCAAUUGGUGACGAUGCUUUGCGGGAGAAUGCCCAAAGUGAAAGGCUCAGCAAAGAUCCUCGAGACGAGCAAUCUUGGUCUUGAAGAGAAAUUUCAUCGAUGUCAGGAAAUCACCGGACUCAGCACGAAGAUAAAGCUGAAACGCUAUUUGCAAGAGGUGGUGGAGACAUUGGCUGGCUCCGGGUAUCUGCGACGGCGCUCGAGGCGUUAUGGGGCAUUCUUUCGUGAGCGUACAUUCGAGGUCCUCGUCCAGACAGCCAAAGGGCAGGAUUUCAUUGAAGAAGUCUCCACGGGCAGUACUCCGCAGGUCAGCCUGCCAGUGAGCCUUGCAUGCAGUCAGCUGCUAGACGACGCCAUCAGCAGAGGGCGAGCUGCCGCACCUGCUGCACCUCGCCCCCGGCGGGAGCUCAAGAGUACGAAGGCCAAGAAGCGGUCGGCAUCGCGCCAACGGCAGCAAAAGGAGCAGUUAGUCGACGAAGUCGAGGAGCUCAAGACAUCCCGCCGUCCGCGGAAAAGUCUGAAGGACAAGAGGCCGAAGGCAUUGCGUCAGCAGCGCGAGGAGGAGAAGUUUGAUAAAAACCUCGAGAAGAUCAAGCUGUUUUUGUGGGCUCACAAUGGACAGAUGCCAAAAUCUGGUUCUGAAGAUGCCAUGGAGAGGUCCUGCUAUAACUGGAUCCGCCGCCAGUGGCGUGCCCUUCUUCAAGGGAAGCUUUGCGCGGACAGACUGCAGAAAUGCUUGAAUGCACCGUAUCUUCGAAGGCAUUGGGCAGCGCAGCUUCAACCAAAUCCUCGAACGACACAGAAGUCGCCUGUGCAGCCCCAACUUCCAGCAGCCCGAAUUCACAGGACUUAA